Molecule: messenger RNA, 1796 nt
Organism: Suncus etruscus (white-toothed pygmy shrew)
Lineage: Eukaryota; Metazoa; Chordata; Mammalia; Eulipotyphla; Soricidae
Gene: PLRG1
Product: pleiotropic regulator 1
Exons: 15
Coding region: 84-1628 (514 amino acids)
Biological process (GO): mRNA splicing, via spliceosome
Cellular component (GO): Prp19 complex; precatalytic spliceosome; catalytic step 2 spliceosome
Molecular function (GO): protein binding
Source: RefSeq, a predicted model, not a curated record
GGGGCUGCGCUCUGGUGGCGGCGGUUUCUGCGCUGGUGAUUCAGUCUCUUCCCGGCCGGAGCGGCGGGACCUACGGCGGCGUCAUGGUCGAGGAGGUGCAGAAACAUUCUGUGCACACACUUGUGUUCAGGUCAUUGAAGAGGACCCAUGACAUGUUUGUAGCAGAUAAUGGAAAACCCGUGCCUUUGGACGAAGAAAGUCACAAGCGAAAAAUGGCAAUCAAGCUGCAUAAUGAGUAUGGUCCUGUGUUGCAUAUGCCUACUUCAAAAGAAAAUUUCAAAGAAAAAGGGCUUCAGAAUGCAACAGAUUCAUAUGGUCAUAAACAGUAUCCUGCUAAUCAAGCACAAGAAGUUGAAUAUUUGGUGACGGGAACACAUCCUUAUCCACCAGGACCUGGCGUAGCUUUGACAGCGGAUACUAAGAUUCAGAGAAUGCCAAGUGAGUCAGCUGCACAGUCUUUAGCUGUGGCCUUACCAUCUUCUCAGGCUAGGGUUGAUGCAAAUCGAAAUACACCUGCUGGAAGUGAGUAUCGGCUUCCUGGGGCUUCUGACAGAGCACAACCUGCUGGGAUGACUACAGUUAUGGAGACUGGCAAUGCCAAGAACUCUGCACUGAUGGCAAAAAAAGCUCCUACGAUGCCCAAACCCCAGUGGCACCCACCAUGGAAACUGUACAGGGUAAUCAGUGGGCAUCUGGGUUGGGUACGAUGUAUUGCUGUGGAGCCUGGAAAUCAGUGGUUUGUUACUGGAUCUGCAGACAGAACCAUAAAGAUUUGGGACUUGGCCAGUGGCAAGUUGAAAUUGUCCUUGACUGGGCACAUUAGUACUGUUCGUGGGGUAAUAGUCAGCACACGGAGCCCAUACCUGUUCUCCUGUGGAGAAGACAAGCAGGUCAAGUGCUGGGACCUGGAGUAUAACAAGGUUAUAAGACAUUAUCACGGACAUCUCAGCGCAGUGUAUGGUUUGGACUUGCACCCAACCAUUGAUGUUCUCGUAACCUGCAGUAGGGAUUCCACUGCACGGAUUUGGGAUGUGAGAACUAAAGCCAGUGUUCACACAUUGUCUGGACACACAAAUGCAGUUGCUACAGUGAGGUGUCAAGCUGCAGAGCCACAAAUUAUCACUGGAAGCCAUGACACUACAAUACGGUUAUGGGAUUUGGUAGCUGGAAAAACAAGAGUCACAUUAACAAACCACAAAAAAUCAGUCAGGGCUGUGGUUUUACAUCCAAGACAUUACACAUUUGCAUCUGGUUCUCCGGAUAACAUAAAGCAGUGGAAAUUCCCUGAUGGAAGUUUCAUUCAAAAUCUUUCUGGUCAUAAUGCUAUUAUUAACACUUUGACAGUAAAUUCUGAUGGAGUGUUAGUUUCUGGAGCGGACAAUGGCACAAUGCAUCUUUGGGACUGGAGAACUGGCUACAAUUUCCAGAGAGUUCACGCAGCUGUGCAGCCUGGCUCUUUGGACAGUGAAUCAGGAAUAUUUGCCUGUGCUUUUGAUCAGUCUGAAAGUCGGUUACUAACAGCUGAAGCUGAUAAAACCAUCAAAGUGUACAGAGAGGAUGAUACCGCAACAGAAGAAACUCACCCAGUCAGCUGGAAGCCAGAAAUUAUCAAGAGAAAGAGAUUUUAAUUUGAUGUUGUUUUCUUGGUGGUUCCAGUUUUUGUUUUUGUUUUGUUUUGUUUUUCUUAGCUUGGAAUUGAAGAGCUAUUCAGUCAGUUUUGUGUUCUGGCUAGGAAUAUAAAGCAGAAAUGUAUAUGCUUGAAUCAUUGCUGUUUUACAAUAAACUAUCCCUCCCCA